AUGACUGGGAUGGUAACGUCAUCCUAUGUCGACUCGUUAUCCGAAAAUGCAAAAGAACUCUUGACUGUGAAUAUGGAGUGGACGAAUACGUACUACGAUAGAAGCGCUGGGUAUCUUUAUGACUUCAGUGGUGCUGGGGCUCUUGGGCAUGAGAAUAGAAGUUCUGCCCGGUAUGCAUUUGGCCUCCUGGCCCGUAACAACGGCAAGGACGUUACAGAAGCUAAGAAGAUCAUCGAAUGUAUUAUUCACGGGCAGUAUUAA
This is a messenger RNA of Fusarium odoratissimum NRRL 54006, 261 nucleotides long. RefSeq lists its product as uncharacterized. Bases 1 to 261 code for a protein of 86 amino acids. The record is from RefSeq and is a predicted model, not a curated record. NCBI's taxonomy places the organism in Eukaryota, Fungi, Ascomycota, Sordariomycetes, Hypocreales, Nectriaceae. The transcript has a single exon.